AGGGCAGGCCGCGCCGGGCCAGCGCGCCAGGCUCGGCCAGACUGUCCUGCUUCGCUCCAGCAGCCAGGAAAGCCAGCGGCCCUGCCGCCCCGCCCCCGCCUAGGGGAGCGCGCCCCUUGGCUCUUCACUCCACGCCAGCGGCCCUGCUCGCAGCACACCGCCCGCCCAGAAGUCCACCCCGGCUUGCGACCCUCACCUUCAGCGCUGUGGCUGACCUCACUCCUCCACCACCCAAAAGCUGCCCCUUUGCCCCUCUCCAGUCCAUCAAAAUAGCGCCCUCCCCCCGAUAGGAAUUUAUCUCUGCUCUGUCUUUAGCUUCUUCCUCCGAUCUCCAGAAGAAAGCGACUAGCAUCGUCUCCUUACACUCUCUGACCUCACAGGGUUUGCUCCUUAGGCCGAGAUCUUUUGGAGGGACCGAAGUUUAUGUCCAGUUCUCUACCCCUCUCCACCCACCGUCUCCUUCCAUUCAGUCUCUUGGCUGAGAUCCCCAUCUGACUCUUCACACAUGUCCACUUGGAAGGGCGAUUUUGUUUCUCUCCUAACCGUCACCUACCUGUAGUCCUUCCCUUCUCCUCCCCGCCCCCUUCUUCCUCUCACUGUCUCCUCUUCUCCCUCUCCUUUUCCCUCCUCAGAACCGUUUGUUUCCUAGCACUUUUUCGGUUUCUGACAGGACCUUUUUAGGUAACCCUAAGUGAGGCAACAUACUUGUUUCUCUAAUUCUGUGAAAGGGCUACCCGUCUGUGUGCCUGCCUCCACAGGAAAACGUAGGGGUUUUUGUUUUUUUGCACUAAACUAUCCUUCUUUAAAUUGUUCUUUGCUUCACUCUACUGUAUCUUUUUUUCCUUCAUUUUGUUACAUUGCCUCAAUAUGUAUUAUUCUUAGAGGAGAAAUCUUCUUAUGUGGGACUCCUAUAGAGUAUGCAGUAUGUCCACAUACACUUGACCUGUAAUUAGACUACACAAUUGAGAGACCCUCCUGAACCUUAUGUCUUUGGGCUGGCAAUACAAUGUCUUCAUUGUUUUCCCACAUCUUUUUAUUGUUUUCUUGAGGUUUUGUACAAGUUCUGAAGUCAUUUGGUAAAAUGUCACAUAUCAAGAGGAGGCCAAAUAGAGGGAUUUUUCCCAUGGACUUACACAGCAUGUAUUUUCUUAGUUUGAAUAUGUUUCUGUUUAUCUUUCAGAAUGAUCCCCCCCUUUUCCUAUGCUUAAAUGACUUAUUUGAUUAAAUGAGCCAUCUUUCUUGUCCGCUUUUUGUGUCUUCUUUAUCUUCAUUUGCCUAUAGAUGGGAUUCUGAUGACACAGUGGGAGCUGUAACUGAUUGCUGUUGCUUACAUCUGGUGCCUUGUGUAUGGGCAAUAUCAUCCAUUUCUUAAGCAUGGUCUAUAAAUGAGGUGGAUAUAAAACAGCUACCGAAAAACUCCUGCGUGUUUCUUUAGGUCCUGUUCAGGUUUAAGGACUUAGAAGGUGUUGCUGCUGGGAGAGAGGCAGAUGGGGAUGAAGUGACUUUCACAAAGUGUAUUGCAAACCUCAGAAUGGAGGAUGAGCUCUCUUUAACUCCAGGUUGAACAGAACCCAUCUCACAAAGUGAUUUCAAGGCCAGAGAAUGGCAGGUGAACAGAAACCCUCAAGUAACCUUCUGGAACAGUUUAUUUUACUAGCCAAAGGGACCAGUGGAUCAGCCCUCACUGCUCUUAUAAGCCAGGUAUUGGAGGCUCCUGGAGUAUAUGUCUUUGGAGAACUGCUAGAGCUGGCCAAUGUGCAGGAGCUUGCAGAAGGAGCUAAUGCUGCUUAUUUGCAGUUACUAAACCUGUUUGCCUAUGGAACAUACCCAGAUUACAUAGCCAACAAGGAAAGCCUGCCAGAACUGAGCACAGCUCAGCAGAACAAGCUGAAACAUCUUACCAUCGUGAGCUUGGCAUCGCGAAUGAAGUGUAUCCCCUACUCCGUGCUGCUGAAGGACCUGGAGAUGCGGAAUCUCCGGGAACUAGAAGACCUCAUCAUUGAGGCUGUCUACACUGACAUCAUCCAGGGCAAGCUGGACCAGCGAAACCAGCUGCUAGAAGUGGAUUUCUGCAUUGGCCGUGACAUCCGAAAGAAAGAUAUCAAUAAUAUUGUCAAGACCUUGCAUGAAUGGUGUGAUGGCUGCGAAGCAGUUCUGCUGGGCAUCGAGCAGCAAGUUCUGAGAGCCAACCAGUACAAAGAGAACCACAACCGAACUCAGCAGCAGGUAGAGGCAGAGGUUACCAACAUCAAGAAGACACUCAAAGCCACGGCAUCCUCCUCAGCUCAGGAGAUGGAGCAGCAGCUGGCUGAACGGGAGUGUCCUCCUCAUGCUGAGCAGAGGCAGCCCACCAAGAAGAUGUCCAAAGUGAAAGGUCUGGUCUCUAGCCGCCACUAGGGCCGGCUGGGGCAGCUGGUACUCACCAGGCCUGGGUCAGGUGGGGAGGGGACACCAAGGGCCUAUUUCCUCCCCUCUCUACCUGCAGUGAGUUCCAGACCUGCCCACCCCCUCACCAGCACCUCCCACCCUGUUGGUACUGUUCCAGAAAAACUGUUACUCCUCUCCCUCACCUACUUCCUCCUUCCCCAGUUGUUCCCUUCAGACUCAGGGGCUCCACUGAUGCCAUCCUAACAGGGUCAGACACUGCCCAGCUUCCCUUCAGGAGGUUCUUGUCUCUGUGUAAGGGCUUGUCUCCCUCCCAGUUUUUCUUUUGCUCCAUGUCAUUUUGUCAGGCUGGUCAUAAGCCAGAGGUAGCUUUAACCAGCCCCCAGGGAUGACUGUGGAGGAGACCCUUCCCUAAGUAAGGAGGGGGUAUUCUUUCUCCAGCCCCACGUACCACAGUACCCAAUGGUGCAGGCCAUCUCUAGCCAGGUUUCAAAAUGCUUCAUUUCCCCUCUCCUGCCUUAUCCCUUGUUGGCAGCUCCAAUUCAGGCCAUGGAGGGAUGUGAUGCUGGGCUGUGUUUACUAAACCUGCGGGUUUUCAGCCUCUUAUGCCCAGCACUGAUCUCUCAUUAGUUGGGAGCACUGGGUUGACUAACCUCUGGUAUCUGAGCAAAAUGGGGGGUGCUGUGGGUCUGCUGGGUGGCAGAAGUUGUUUCCUUCAGCUUGUGUUCUCUGCUAGCUGCUCUUCCUGCUGCCUUUGACUACUCAGCCUUGUUUUUGGUGUGUAGGCCCCAGCUCCCCACUGGGGCUGUCUGCCAACACUUGCUCUCCCAAGACCUUUAAUUCCUCCCGGCUGCACCUGGGGUGGCGAUGGUGGUGCCGAGGCCCCUGUCUGGUGAAGGACCUGUUGCUGCUUCUGUUUCUUUCUUUCCAUCCCUCCUUGGCUGAUGCCCCAGAGCCCCCUGAUGAUGGCAUUCUCCUGGCAAGAGAAAAGGACUUAACUAGACUUUCUGAACUUGAACAGUUUCAGGUUAUAUUUUAAUUUUUUUUUUUUGUACAGGUUCUGAUUCUAAUACAUUUCAACAUGCUUUUUCCCCCUCGUGUCAAUAUUUGUUAUAGACUCAUUGCCGGGGACUUUUCACCUGGUUGGAGGGUGGCAUGUGUGUAUGUGUGUGUGUUUUGUUUUGUUUCUUUAAGGGGAGGUGGAGGUCCUGGACUGAUAUUAAAGUUCAUUGAGGAAAAAGCACAUUUUAGAACAAAAAAAUAAAAGUGUAGAUUUAAUGUAUGUGACUGUGGAGCAUGGGGUGGCAUAGCUGGUGGAUCUUGAGGGGCUGGGAUUAGGGUGGUUCAGGGAAAUGUGAUGCUAUUUCAGUACCAUGGUUAAAAAAUGGAAUUUUUCUUUUUCUAAAAUGUCCAGCAACUGCCUACUGUUGAUUGAAUGUUAAAGUAUUCUUGUUUCCCUUUUAAGCUGGUCCAUGUGCCCAAAUAACAUUAUGCCCAACUGGAGAGUUAAGUUUAAUUCCCAAAGUAUGUUUCAUGAAACCCCCUGUCAGAAACUCUGUGGAAAAGGGGUUCGGUUACAUUAAAUAAAUUUGGCACUCCCUGCA
Molecule: messenger RNA, 3989 nt
Organism: Lemur catta (Ring-tailed lemur)
Lineage: Eukaryota; Metazoa; Chordata; Mammalia; Primates; Lemuridae
Gene: COPS7B
Product: COP9 signalosome subunit 7B
Exons: 7
Coding region: 1603-2397 (264 amino acids)
Biological process (GO): COP9 signalosome assembly
Cellular component (GO): COP9 signalosome
Source: RefSeq, a predicted model, not a curated record